Neurospora tetraspora is the source of this 1033-nucleotide messenger RNA. Its product is annotated as emp24/gp25L/p24 family/GOLD-domain-containing protein. NCBI's taxonomy places the organism in Eukaryota, Fungi, Ascomycota, Sordariomycetes, Sordariales, Sordariaceae. The transcript is spliced from 3 exons. Gene Ontology annotation, biological process: endoplasmic reticulum to Golgi vesicle-mediated transport; Golgi organization; intracellular protein transport. Gene Ontology annotation, cellular component: endoplasmic reticulum; Golgi apparatus; COPII-coated ER to Golgi transport vesicle. The coding region runs from base 1 to 660 and encodes 219 amino acids. The record is from RefSeq and is a predicted model, not a curated record.
AUGAGGUCGUUCCUCCCGCUGCUCUCGCUGGGCGCCGUUGCUCAAGCGCUCCACUUCUUCAUCGACGGCACCACCCCCAAGUGCUUCUACGAGGAAUUGCCCAAGGACACUCUUGUGGUUGGCCACUACACGGCAGAGGAAUGGGACGACCAGAGGCAUUCGUGGCAGAAGCACGAUGGCAUCAACAUCUUCAUUUCUGUAGAUGAACUCUUCGACAACGACCACCGCGUCGUCUCCCAGCGUGGCGGCCCCGGCGGCAAGUUCACCUUCACCGCCGCCGAGGCGGGCGACCACCGCAUCUGCUUCACGCCCACGUCGACCUCAGGCCGGUCGAGCUGGAUGUCGGUUAGCAACCCGAACGGCGGGAUCAAGCUGACGCUGGACAUGGCUAUCGGCGAGUCGAGCGCGAUCGAGAGUGCCGACAAGGGCAAGCUGCAGGAUCUGGCGACGCGGGCCAAGGAUUUGAACAACCGGCUGCAGGAUAUCAGGAGGGAGCAGGUUUUCCAGAGAGAACGCGAAGCCGAAUUCCGUGAUCAAUCCGAAUCCACCAACUCUCGCAUCGUCCGCUGGGUCUUGAUCCAGCUCAUCGUCCUCGGCAUCACUUGCGCCUGGCAGCUCUCGCAUCUCCGCACCUUUUUCAUCAAGCAGAAGCUUACGUAAAGAGCUUCCACCACUUUACCCAAAUAUGGGUCAUAUGGGAGGGCUCAUUUGCAACAAAAGGUACACAGAUGUAAUAGUGCGAGCGGCAUAUGAGGGUCGGGGUUAUAAUAGGAUAUGGUCUAUCUUUCUUUUUUGCCUAGAUAGACAGGCUCCGGGCGUCAGGGAUGGGAUGAGGUUCACCCAUGCUAUGCCAAGCCAGAAAGGACAGGCUAUGAUCAAAGAGAGAAAAGAUGCUAUAGGCGGGUGGGUCGUCCUCAGCGACAGAGUGACGAGAAAGUCUAACGAAACGUUUUAAAAUGUACUACGCAUGCUUCUAUAUAGCAUGAGCUGUCAUGCCUUGAUGAUAUAUAAUACACAUACUUCAUACAACCAA